Molecule: messenger RNA, 2277 nt
Organism: Auanema sp. JU1783
Lineage: Eukaryota; Metazoa; Nematoda; Chromadorea; Rhabditida; Rhabditidae
Source: the annotation of a GenBank genome assembly
AUGAUGUGGGUAAUUCUUUCCUGGGUAAUGGUCGCAUCUAUCUGCUACUACAUUCUGAAGCGUGUGGACAUUUCUUCUGAUGAGAGCAUCAACGCUCAAAAUAAAUAUUUGUCGUCAAAUUCUGUUUGCUCAACAAACAGUCGUCAAAACUAUGAAUGGGUCAAUGACCUUAUCAGCUGGAUAUAUUCAAAUGUCACCGGAGUACCUGAACCCUUGAAAGAAUGGAUUAAAUCUUUGAACGAAGCUGCAAAGAAAGUUAGCUCAAACAAAUGCGGAAUUAUAUUUGAAAGAUUUGGAGAGCAUUUAGCAGAUGCUCAACCUCCGAAGAUUGAUAAUGUCCGUGUUGAGAAAGGACCGCGCGACCAUCUAACUAUAAGAUCAAGUAUUCAUAUCCCUACUCUUUCCUUGCACAUAGUUUCUUCUCAACGAACGACAGAUCGUCUCAUUGUCAGCAACAUGCAAGCUGUUAUCACAGACUUGAGAGGAGAGGUUGAAUGUAGAGUUGCCAUGAUUGCUAAUCAAACAUAUGUCAUGAGUUGCUUUAGUGGUAGGCCAGAAAUGGAUGUAGAGCUGAUCAAUAGUGAUCCAUAUGCCCAAACUACUGUUCCAACACCGUUAGUUGAAGAAUGUAUCCGUAGAUGUCUUCUCUCAACUGUUACCAACAUCAAUGUGUCACAGUUGAUUAACACAAGCACCCCAGAAACCAACAAAGCGGAUGAAUUUACAAGAACAAUUGAUACAUUCAGACAAACUAUCAAACCUGUAGAUCAAUCAAGAACAAAUGGACAUUUACGUAAAUCUCCAGAAAUAUUUGACAAAAUAAAUUCCAUAUCAAACAACGCCGUCGCAGUUCCUAAUCAACAGAUGAACAAGCUGAUUGUUGAUUUGCAAGAAGUCAGAGGAUUAGAUAAUCAUGGAACGCGUAACGUACACGUGUUUGUUGAAAUGGAUGAACCACCUCAACGCUUCAGCUCAAGAAUGCCUCGUAACGGGUUGAACUGCUUGGCUACGAACGAUCACAAAUUCACUGUUUCACCAGCAUCAGAAGAAAUUCUGUUUGAAAUUUACGAAGAUGGCGAGAACGAUCAGGACGAAAGAAAUUUCCUCGGAUUGAGUAUUGUUAACUUGAGAGAAUUGAAUAAGAACGAGAAAAAAGUUUUGGAUCUGAAGCUUCAAGGACGCCCGUAUUCGAAUGAUAAUGUUAGCGGACAUCUGAAAACAGCGUUCAAUUUCUAUCAUGAUGCUAAUACAGUGCAAUCAGGAACGAUUGUUGAUACAGUCAAAAUACGAGACUCUAAAGGCUGUGAAUUUCGCGAAACAUGUACUACCAAGAGGAGAACAUUGGAGGGAGGGCAGUACAUGUCUGAUGAUAUUUCUUUGACACCUUCAUCGACAACUCAGAUAACUGUUAAAACUGUAUCACAACAGCUUAAGGAGAAGCCAGUUAUUCAUUCAGUUACCGGUUCUAUGGAAAAUGCGAUUGAUCCCGAAACUCAGCUGUUGUUAAACAAACGAUUCGAUACUGACAAUAGUGAAGCAGUUAAACAGUUAACUAAUGAAUUAAAACAUGUGCAACAUAUGCAGACAAACAAUACAAUUGAAAAGGUACCAUCAGAGCGUAAAGGAAGAAGCGAAGAGAAAAGAAAGAAAGAAGGUUCACGCGACCGAUCUUUUUUUGGUGAAAUGAGAGAACGAUUGAGCGGACGUUUCCGGAAAUCGAAAAGAUCCAAGAGUGCAGAUAUUGCUGCUGCUGAUGUGGAAGAGGCUGUAUCGCUCCCUCCCAGUCGAGACCCUAGUCGUUGUCGCUAUACAGGUUACGACACCAAGUACAUGGAAUCUCAAUCUGUUAGUGGUAAAUCAAGAGGGUCAAACAGAAGUCUAUAUCAACAUUCAUCUCUUGUUCUUGAACUAGAACAAGAAGGGAAACUCAACUAUCUACUUAUACCCCCAGCAGUUUUGUCUGAGCCGGCAGCAGCCAACUUGAUGAAAAAAGGGAAAAAGCUGCAUAUUUAUAAUGAUCAUACAUUCGUAGCCGUGAAAAUUCAUGGAGGUGUGAGCUGUAAUGUAUGCGACAAGAGAAUGAGAGCUAGUUUCUCAAAACAAGGAUAUCAGUGUAGAGACUGCAAAAUGAUUUGCCACAAGUCGUGUCAUUAUAAGAUCGAUGGUUUCUGCUCUCAGAGUUCAUUAUCGAAACUGCAAAUCGCUCGCGACAUUGAUUGGGCUCAUUUUCUUAGUCAUUAUCCCUUAGAAGAAUUUAUUUCAUUCGAUGGAAUCUAA